Molecule: messenger RNA, 3287 nt
Organism: Acipenser ruthenus (sterlet)
Lineage: Eukaryota; Metazoa; Chordata; Actinopteri; Acipenseriformes; Acipenseridae
Exons: 6
Coding region: 2451-3104 (217 amino acids)
Source: RefSeq, a predicted model, not a curated record
CCUCAAGGAAAUGCUGUGUUUGUGUUUAUACUUAAGCUGAACUCUCCAACUGUUUGAGCAGAAAACAAUUAAAAAGGCCUAAUUAAGGGUUUAGUAAGUAACUGAGUUCAGUUGGAAUGCAAACCAGAAGACACGGGUCCCCGAGGACCAGGGUUGAGAACCACUGCGCUGGGUUCUAGUCCUGCGGUGGCACUGGUCAGGUAACUUGUUCUCAUUACCACCCACCAUUACAAUUAGAAAUGGGCAACAUGACAGACAAUCAGAUUUCACAAAGGGUGGUGGAGCUGUAAAAGGCUUUGUUUUGACCAGCACGGAGAUUGUUUUGGGAGAAUUGUAUUUUGCUUAACUGUAAACAUAGAUGGUAUCAAAAUUUGCAUUUUUUUUAUUAGUAUUUUCACUCUUCACAAGUUCACUGCACAUUCAUAGCACUUUCAACCAGUUUCAUCGAAAGAUCUCAAGCGCAAAAAUCAAGUUGGUUUCAGAUAUCUAGUAUAUACCUUUUUGAUAUGGCCGUUUCUGUAUUGAACACUGCAUGCAAGCGAUAUGUGCCACAUAUACGGUUAUUCUUGAUAAUGCAUCUACUGUACAGAGACUACCCAUUGCUGUAUUCCAUGAAUUCAUAAUUAUGGUUCUUCAGGUCUUUAUUCAAACCAGGUCAUAUUAAACCUGUGUUGGAUCAGUUUAUCAUAAUGUAUAUUGUGGGUUGUGCGUCACUGAACACUAAUUGAAGGAUUCUAUUAUGACACAAGUGCUACUUUGUAUUAAAGUGCAGUCAAUGCAAGAAGCAUCUAAAGCCCCUUUCACAUCGGCGCUCUUACCCGGGUUUUGGCUACACAGGUUACAAUCCUGCGUAGUGUGAAACCAUGCAGCCAGGUUGACACUGACCUGGGUUGAGUAAGACAAAAUGCAUGAUGAGCCAUCCUAAGUGGACGAAAUAACAUGGCCACGCCUGUGUGAAGGUUUUGCUUCCACAAGGAACUUGUGUGCAUUGCUGUUUAUUCUGUUUAGCUAUAUUUCUGUUGAUUGAGACACACCAUGAGCUAGAUUGCUGCAGCGAUGGCGUGGAGCGAUGAAGAAACAUUUGCUCUAAUCUGUAACAAUCAUGCCACCUUUGAAAGCCUGACCAGAUAAAAGGGUGGUCAUGUAAAUGUUGCUUCUUAUGGAGCGUUGCGUACGCGCAUUGUUGACAGUGCUUCUAGAAAAAGCAGUGUGAAAUCACGCAGAGCAUGCCAGUGAAAGGGGCUUAUGAUUUGAUCGUUUUUACAAAAAUAUAAGUCGGGUGAUGAACAGGUUUAAGAGUAGUUUGCUAGUUGUUUUUUUUUUUUUUUUUUUUUUGGUUCCUGAGAAAUUCCAUAUGGCUUCAGUACAUGGUGCAGAAAUUACCACUGAUCAGAGAUCCUUACUGAUUAGUGAUUCAUGAAUACUUUAGUAUGAACUCUAGCUGGAUGAAAGUGAGAUGUGGAUUAUCAAUUUAGGCUGCUACUUUGAAGAUGAAUGACGUUAUAUAUUAAAUUAAUGUUUUCGUCAUUACUAUGAUUAGUUAAUUAUUUAUUAUUAUUAUUAUUAUUAUUAUUAUUAUUAUUAUUAUUAUUUAUUUCUUAGCAGACGCCCUUAUCCAGGGCGACUUACAAUCGUAAGCAAAUACAUUUCAAGUGUUACAGUACAAGUAAUACAAUAAGAUAAAUACAAUUAAUGUGUCCAGGGGAUGUGUGCAAGUCGUUUGUACAUGACUGCUGGAAAACAAGAGAUGGUGUUUGUUUGUUUGUUUGUUUAUUUAUUUAUUUUAAUACAGUAAUUUAGAAGUACAUAUUAAUUUAAAACCUCUGGAAAAAAUGAACGUUUUUUUUUUUUUAAGAGAAGUUUGUGUUUGAUAAUUUGUAUCCUAAUGUAGAUUCAUUAGCCUUUCUGGAUGACACACAAAAACUGCACUGACAAAAAUACUAUGAUCACGCAAAUAGAAAAUAUAAUGGUAUUUCAGGCAUGUUUAUGAUUAGAUUAUAAAAUAAUAAUAAUGGAAGCUGCACAACCCUGAAAUAUAUUAUCUUAUGUGAAACAUAUUUCAAUCGUUCAUAUGCAGUGGCAGUGCAUAAAAAAUUAUACAUUUCAGAUAGGAUUUAUAAUAUAAAACGAGCAUUGGCAAAUGUUCCCCUUCAUACAUACAUCACGUUACACCUAGUUAUUCUUUUCAACAACUGUAUAAUUAUACCGUAGCAAUAAUUCGCCUUCUCUUUGAUUGCAAGUUUGCCUGAACGUAUUAACAACAAAACAAAACAAAACAAAAAAAAGUUUAAUGUCAUUGUUUAUUAAGGCACAAACUAUAACAAACAUGCAUGUGUUCUAGAACAGUGGCUUUGUGACGUUAGCACACACAAACGCAUUAUCUAAACAGAUUAUCGUGUAGCAUGUAGCAUUUAGUUAUUUAUAUAUUUAUAAUGAUCCCAAAUGAAUAAAUGAUGGUGCUUCGAUCAAGAUGUAUGUGUGCAUUGUUUUUGACACUGGCGCUUACUCGACCCACAUUGUCCUGUAUGAAAUGUCAAAAAGAGUUCGAUAGUAAAUUUUUGAAAUACAAGAAGGAUCUAUGGGGGAAAUCAUCUUGGGCUGGAGAUUUGGUCUUCUGCCAGGGAUACAUUGAUGACUGGAUGGCAGAUGUUAGGGAUGGCUGGAAACAUGAUAUUCGCUACUUUCCGAAACAACUUCAGCGCAUCAACAAGGAUAUGAAAGACAGACUUAUAAAAGCUAUUAAAGACGCUGACCGAAAAUGCAAACAGGACUGCAAUAUACAUCCUGUUGCCAUGGUAAACUGCUGGACCUGCAAAGAAAGAACCAUACAGUGUGGGGUUGACUGCUCAGUUACUUCCUUUCCAACAUCAACACUGCCACCUACCACAACACCCGCUCCAGAUGACAAAACCACAGGAAUCUUAAUAACAGUUGUUGUUGCAUUAUUUGCCAUACUCGGAGGAGUUGGAUAUUACUUAUACUUUGGGAAGAAGAAGAAGAAAGAAGCCAGUAAGGAAGGUGGAGAUGGCGGCAAUGAUAAUGAAGAGGGGGAGGAAAAUGAGAAAAGCAAGGAUGACAAUGAUGAUGAUAAAAGUGAGGGCUAAAAGAAAAAAGAAAAUCUAAAAAGAAAGAGUAUUCAGAUUAAGCCAUGAGAUGAAACAUUAAAUGGUGAAUUUGUUUUCUGAAAUAAACAUUAAUAAUAAAAAAAAAUAUUACCUUUCUGUAUGUCUAUAUUUAAAGAGUAAAUACAUUUUUCUCCUGUUCCUGUACUUUCAAAUUAUGUUUGC